Chelonia mydas (Green sea turtle) is the source of this 1137-nucleotide messenger RNA. RefSeq names its product PHD finger protein 5A (gene PHF5A). The record is from RefSeq and is a predicted model, not a curated record. The coding region runs from base 169 to 501 and encodes 110 amino acids. The transcript is spliced from 4 exons. NCBI's taxonomy places the organism in Eukaryota, Metazoa, Chordata, Testudines, Cheloniidae. Gene Ontology annotation, biological process: mRNA splicing, via spliceosome. Gene Ontology annotation, cellular component: U12-type spliceosomal complex; U2 snRNP; precatalytic spliceosome.
GGGUGCUUUAUGGACGAGGCUGUGGAGUGAUUUAGCGUUUGUCAUUGGGAAGCUCUGGCAGCUUUGUGGGAGAAGAUCACGUAGAUCCUGCCAGGACCUGGGGGUGAGAGGUCAAGGGUGAAAGGGCUCAACGUCGCCCGCACGACGCGACCCGCGCGGUGGUGAGAAAUGGCCAAACAUCAUCCGGACCUGAUCUUCUGCCGCAAGCAGGCGGGAGUGGCUAUUGGAAGACUGUGUGAAAAAUGUGAUGGUAAAUGCGUGAUCUGUGACUCAUAUGUGCGACCCUGCACACUUGUGCGCAUAUGUGAUGAGUGUAACUAUGGGUCGUACCAAGGGCGCUGUGUGAUCUGUGGAGGUCCAGGAGUCUCUGAUGCCUAUUACUGCAAGGAGUGCACCAUCCAGGAGAAGGAUAGGGAUGGCUGCCCUAAGAUCGUCAAUCUGGGCAGUUCCAAGACAGAUCUCUUUUACGAGCGCAAGAAGUACGGCUUCAAGAAGAGGUGAUCCACCCUUGGUGCUGCUAUGCCCGCUGCAGGGUUGGGGAAAGGGUCUUAAGGCAUCUCUGGACUUCACUGUUAUUGAGAACCAAUUAAUCUUCUCUAAAGUCUUACAAGUUAUAUUAUGUGUGAGGGGUGGAAGAAGAAACAAAAUUGACUGGGGAUUGGAACCUGAUAGCUGAGUACUGCAGAUGGCAAAAGUAGGCUACUGAUUCUUGCCUUCUCUCAAGCGUGGCUAGUGUCUGCCACACAGCUCUGCAAAAUGCCUGGUGGGCAAGCACUUACAUUCUAAAGGGAUCUGCUCUCCUAUCAAGGUGUAGCACUGCUUUUACACGUCUUGUCCCCUUUCUGGAAUUGGGGGGUCACCUGCAGUUCUCCUUUCCGUGCACUCCCUCUCCGUUGAUAAGAAGUCUUCUCCCCUGGCCACACCCCCAAAGUCUGAAGAAUGAGUUCAGACUGCCGACCCACUGAAACUCUCUAUGUAUUGUUAUGCAGGGAGGCUAGCAUGCUCAUGGCUGAUGCCCUUUUCAUAUGAGCACAACCAUUACAUGUCCCUAUGUUUUCUUCAACUGAUUAACCGAAGGCCCUUUCUGUAACUAUCUCUGCAAAAUGUACACCAAUAAAGUUUUUUUCCUUUUUCUAA